Labrus bergylta (ballan wrasse) is the source of this 808-nucleotide messenger RNA. The record is from RefSeq and is a predicted model, not a curated record. NCBI's taxonomy places the organism in Eukaryota, Metazoa, Chordata, Actinopteri, Labriformes, Labridae.
GCAAAGUUGAUAUACCUGUAAAUAAAAAACCAUCAGUGUAACUUUAAGACACGAGGAUCUCCCAAUGUCUCAACCCCAAACCCAAAUAACACCGGAUCAAACUAAACAGUCGCGGCUUCUUUUGCCCCCUUGAGUGGGCUAAGUUAGAGCUCCUGUUAGCAUUUAGAUGUAACGCUAUCUCGUUAAUUCAAGAAAAAAGGAACCGAUUUUGUUUCUCAAGUGAAUUGAAUAUGUAAAGUAAAUAAAUACUUGAAUACAUGAUGAAAAAAAACAACUUUGUUUCAUGUUUAAGCGCCUGAAACAGUUUGGAUUGGUUAAGAGAUUUUGGCUUUGAACCCUGUGGCGGAUCGCUGCAACAUGUCAGUGUGGGGUUCUUUUUAAAGUUCUUCAUAGCCUUCAUGAGCUCCAUGAGUCACAGCCUCUCUGCUAACCGACCCUGUGAGAGGGUCGACUCAUGGAGCCAAACUACAAAUACAAACCUCCUGCUCUUUGUGGAACACCAUCUGCUCUCAUGUCUCCUCAGAAAACCCCCCUGACCCCUGUUCUUUAACCCUGAAUGUUUCUGUUCCAGGAAUGGAUCCGUCCAUGGGCCAGGAGAGGAGAGCUCCGGUCACCCCGUCCUCAUCCUCACGUUACCACCGGCGACGGUCUUCUGGCUCCAGAGACGAACGCUACCGAUCAGAUGUGCACACAGAAGCGGUGCAGGCGGCCCUGGCCAAGCACAAAGAGAGGAAGAUGGCGGUGCCGAUGCCUUCGAAGAGACGGUCGCUGGUGGUCCAGAACUCAAUGGAUGCUUACACACCACCAG